AUAAAAAAAUAAUAGGUAUGUGUGUAUAUAUAUUUCGUAGUACAUUCACACUCAUUGCAUUUCUGUUUGCUUCACAAAAAACGCCAGAUCACUGUCAAAUAAAAUGUCUUCCUGUUGUUUCGACAUUGUUUUCUGCCAAGUUCUUCAGUAUUUCUUCUACACAAAACCAUGCUCCCAGGCUGAAACAUUUGGUAUUCAAGAUAUUAUUUUAGGGAGAAAGAUGAAGACUGGUCAACAGGACAUUUUUUCCAAUUAAGGAUGAAAGUAUCUGCCCCCAGGAAUCAGUGGCCUAUACAACAGCUGUGAUACCAUACCUGGCAGGUUCCGGUUCUGUGUUAGAGAGGCUAAGCCGGGAACGACGAACCUCUCAGUUCCAGAGCAAGUAUGAGGGGCGUCACAAUGGUGGAGUGCCGUGCUUCACUGAAGAGCGAAGCAUGGAACGUGCAGCAAAGAGACUUGCAGAGAUGAAGAAGAAGUGUGAUGAGGACAAAAACAGAGAUCUUGCAUUUUAUUAUGUCGAUGACCAAGGCUUCUCUCAGUUCCCGGCCCACAUGUACCCAUAUGUCCUAAAACAAGAUGACUUCAACCACCGCUUGCAUGUGGCUCUUAGUGAAGGCACUUCAAACUUGUCCCGCAGCCUUAUGAGCAUGAAUGUUCGCACAAGUUACACCCAUGCAGCUCUCAGACAAGCAUCUCUUGCCACCUUCUACAACUUGCAAGAUCUCCAUCCCUCCAUCAAUGGCAACAGCUUUCACUUCCUGACCCAAGCCUGCAACUUGCAUGGCAAUAUGCAGCCUGGUCACAAUCAUCUGAGUCAGUCCGCAAACAGUGGUCCAACUGUAAGUGGCUGCAACCUUCAUACAUCCACGGCAAACGCCACCAUACCUGUUGGUGGAAAUAACCAAGACAACAGUCAAAACAGUUGUAGUGAGGACAGCAGUGACAGCACCGGGGAUGGGCUCAAGACACAGUCAAUGAUGGCACUGUCAGCCAGACGCACCCCAUACUACUCGGAUUUGGUUCGGCGUAGUUCAACACUGGCAACCUGGCCUGUCCAUGCAUCUAGAGUACAGAAUAAUCAUUCACUGACUGCUCCAGGUCUUGUGGCAAAACGCAUUGUUCGAUACAAGGCAGGUCAGGUCCCUGGCCGGAGUCCACCACUGCGUAGUUUUCAGCCCCACAGUCUCAGCACAGCACCCACUAUCAUUACUUCUACCAUCCAGCCAAUCAGUAGAGACCCAUUGCGCAACCAUGAUAACCAUCGCCAAACUCCAAUGGUAUCACAACCAGCUGUGGAUGAAAGAGAAGCUCCCUGUGAACGCACCCACCCUGGGCGAGGAUCAUUGAUACACUGUCUUCAAACACCAAAUAUCAGACAAGGUUUCAUAUGGGAAUAGGCAAAAACACUUUGA
Messenger RNA from Pomacea canaliculata, 1412 nucleotides. RefSeq lists its product as uncharacterized. The coding region runs from base 435 to 1397 and encodes 320 amino acids. The record is from RefSeq and is a predicted model, not a curated record. The transcript has 9 exons. NCBI's taxonomy places the organism in Eukaryota, Metazoa, Mollusca, Gastropoda, Architaenioglossa, Ampullariidae.